Gallus gallus (chicken) is the source of this 2634-nucleotide messenger RNA. RefSeq names its product fibroblast growth factor 14 (gene FGF14). NCBI's taxonomy places the organism in Eukaryota, Metazoa, Chordata, Aves, Galliformes, Phasianidae. Bases 486 to 1136 code for a protein of 216 amino acids. The record is from RefSeq and is a predicted model, not a curated record. Gene Ontology annotation, molecular function: fibroblast growth factor receptor binding; growth factor activity. The transcript is spliced from 4 exons. Gene Ontology annotation, biological process: positive regulation of gene expression; positive regulation of protein phosphorylation; cell differentiation. Gene Ontology annotation, cellular component: cytoplasm.
GGGUGCUGGUGGUGCGCUCUCCCGCCGCGGGGCUGCACAAUGGCAGUCGUUCAGUAGGAUGGAUCCUGCCGUGGCUUUUGUUCUGCAGAUCCACCCAUCCUCCUAGCAGUCAAGUGCCAGGCUAUGGUUGUCUCUUUGGGGAUCCUUCUGCCGCCUUCUGCCGGUGUCUCCGAUGAGGUUUUGGCCUCGGCCGGGAUUUCGCUACCUUACUUUUCGUUUGGCUUCGCGCUGAAAAAGGGAUUUUUGGUUUUUGUUUUUGUUUUUUUUGUGUCUCUUCACGCUUUUGGUUACAAUCCAAUGUUGAUCUAAGGGGAAUAACCGUUGAGCCCGGCUGAAAAAAAAAAAAAAAAGCAUCCAUUGAAAAGUCUCAAAGAAAUAUACCACGUGAGGAAAAAAAAAAAAAAAAAAAAAAAAACCAACCCCAAAGCCAACAAAAUAAAAACCAACAAAAACUGUGAGAAGAUCGGAAUAUAACCGCCUUUUCUAUGAUAAAACUGGUGCCCCUCUUCAGGAGAACUGGUCUCAAUUUAUUAUUAUGCAACCGCAAGGAUCUCUUCUUUCUCAGGGUGUAUAAGCUGCUGGAUUGCUUUUCGCCCAAAUCAAUGUGGUUUCUUUGGAACAUUUUCAGCAAAGGAUCGCAUAUGCUGCAGUGUCUUUGUGGCAAGAGUCUUAAGAAAAACAAGAACCAAACUGCGUUAUUCAACCUUAUACCAGUGGGACUUCGAGUUGUUGCUAUCCAGGGUGUAAAGACUGGGUUGUACAUAGCCCUAAAUAAUGAAGGUUUCCUCUACACAUCAGAACUUUUUACACCGGAGUGCAAAUUCAAGGAGUCUGUUUUUGAAAAUUAUUAUGUAAUUUACUCAUCCAUGCUCUACAGACAACAGGAGUCCGGAAGGGCCUGGUUCUUGGGUCUGAAUAAGGAAGGGCAGGUCAUGAAAGGAAACAGAGUCAAGAAAACAAAACCAGCAGCUCAUUUUCUACCCAAGCCAUUGGAAGUUGCCAUGUAUCGAGAACCAUCUUUGCAUGAUAUUGGAGAAACAGUGCCAAAGGCUGGGGUAACUCCAAGUAAAAGCACAAGUGCGUCUGCAAUAAUGAAUGGCGGCAAACCACCAGUUAACAAGAGUAAGACGACAUAGCCAGAUCCUCACAGGUGUUGUGACUUACUGAGUCCUGAGUGCAAUUGAGCGAUAUAUCCUUGCCAGACUUCCCCUCUGCAGUGUCUGUGGAUCAGCUCGCAGCAAGUGGCGUCCUGGCGCGUGGCUGGUUCUGAACUGAAUCAUUGCAAGCGGAUAAAGCUCAACGUGUAGCUCCACCCACAAUGAGAAGACACCUGGAUGAGCCAGCUAAACUCAGACCAUGGAAUGCCCUACCAGAUAUUGGAAUGCCUUUUUAAUAUCUUUUCUGUGACUGUGACACUUCAUGUGAAUGACAUACUUCACAAGUACACUUGAUACCUUGCCUGCUGACAAUUACCCAUAAUCCCUUUUUGAGUCCAGUUUCAGCAAAAUCCAUGUGUUUAAGUUCUAUUUUGUAGCACACAAAUAAUCAAGUAAUUUCUAGGUAGAUGCUGUAAACCUGUGCUAUUAUGGAUUUCUCUUCUUCCCUUUUUUAUAAGGCUGCUCGCUCCACUGUCUGUGACCUUUUGCAGGGAUUGUGUUUCUCUAUAACUUUAAGUGUUGCCGGUGGCUUAGUUUUGAAAGUAAUCAGGGAAUCAGGAAGCCUUCAAAAGUCUAUUAUUACAAAUUAUAUCUAUAAAGAAUAGGAUCGUUGUCUCUGGCUUACAAUGCUGAUCAAUGUGAAUACUCUUUAGUAACAGAUACUGUGCUUCUGAGGUUGGCAUUAUAGUGGAGGGAAGAGUGUCAAACACAACCAACAGGAAGCUUUCUGAAAUGAGUGUUUGGCAUCCCCCUAUAGUUUCUUUUUGUGUGUGUGUUUUAUACAUAUCACAGGCUUACUGGUAAUGGUAACAUUUGCCUUGCCCAGCGAGCAAGACCCACUCGUUUUUGGGAAAGUGGGUCCAAAGAAUUUUGUAGGCCUUGUAGGCCUGAAUUAAGGCUCAUUUUUCAUCUACUAAAGCUUCAUUGUUUGAAAAACAACCACCACCAAUAAAAAAAACAGUUAAGACUAACCAGAAUUGCGCUACCUAAAUCCAUUUCAAAUAUAAUCCUUUUCUGUUUUUAAGGAACUGAACUUAAUGCCAUUGUUAUUUUUGGCUGAUUUCCACACCUACUUAGCAAAGCAUGGGCAAGGAUGUUGUUGUGUUCUUUUUUGCAGCACCAAUGCAAAGAGUAGUUAAAAAUUAUAGUUUUUCUGGUGUUUUAAAAAAAAAAAAAGUUUUACAACUGGACAUAUUACAAAACUUUAUUUUUAUUUUUAGCUAAGCAUGCAAAAAGUCCAGUCCUAUAUAUCUCACUGAUAUUCCAGUACGUACCUCUACCCAGCUUCCUAGGAUAAUAUCCUCACCAAAUUGAUAGAUUGAAGGUGCCUUGCCUUGAUCUCUGUAUACUGUACUUUCUUCUACAUGAAACUAGAUGAAAUCAAAAACAUAAAACUGAAGCCUUGGCUCAUAUCAUGAGAAACACCAUCAACACUUUGAGUUUGUUGCUUGUGAACAAUAAGACAGAUCUUACGGGG